Molecule: messenger RNA, 519 nt
Organism: Gossypium raimondii (Peruvian cotton)
Lineage: Eukaryota; Viridiplantae; Streptophyta; Magnoliopsida; Malvales; Malvaceae
Exons: 1
Coding region: 1-519 (172 amino acids)
Biological process (GO): protein ubiquitination
Cellular component (GO): cytoplasm
Molecular function (GO): ubiquitin protein ligase activity
Source: RefSeq, a predicted model, not a curated record
AUGGAUUCAAUUCCAAACGAGUAUGGAAUCUCCAACCUGCUUCACCAAAUUCUAUUUCCCUCGUUUACAAGACUCCGAAUUAACACAGCCUCUGUUGGUUAUCACAGCUUCAUUCAUGAAAUUCUCCAACGUGGACGAAGAAUGUCACAUUGGGUUCUUAGCAGAGGAAUUAAUUGUAAAGUGUUGCCUUUACGAUCAGUCAUACAGGCAUCCGUUGUGGAACAUUACAAUGAUGGGAUUUUGAUGGGAAGAGCUUUGGCUGAAUCAGAACCAGAGUUUGAAAACAGUAACUAUGGCAUGGUUCCGGCUAAAGAGUCCUUGGUUAAGGAGAUGCUAAAGACGGUCAGAAUAGAAGCUGGAGAUAAAGAAGACUGCAUGAUAUGUUUGGAGGAGCUCGAGGUUGGGUUUGAUGCUUCUCGGAUGCCUUGUUCUCAUACUUUUUAUGGUGAUUGCAUCGAGAAGUGGCUGAGGCAGAGCCAUUAUUGCCCUAUUUAUCGGUUUGAGAUGCCAGCCAAUUAG